AUGCCCCAAGGCCAUGGGACAAGGCUGUCCCACCCACCCAGAACCAGCAUAAAAGCCGGCCCAGAGCCGCUCUCCCUCACACUCUUCCUGACAAGCCUUCUCCUCCUGCACCUACAGACAACAGGCACCCUCCACACCACAACCAUGGCCUGCAACAGCCUCUGCCGUCCCUGCAGACCCACCCCGCUGGCCAACAGCUGCAACGAGCCCUGUGCCCUGCAAUGCCAGGACUCCAGCGUCAUCAUCAACCCUUCCCCUGUGCUGGUCACCCUGCCAGGACCCAUCAUGACCUCCUUCCCCCAGAACACCGCCGUCGGAUCCACCUCCUCCGCUGCUCUGGGCACUGAGCUCAAUGCCCAGGGACAGCCCAUCUCUGGUGGAUUUGGCUUUGGUGGCUUUGGCUACGGCCUGGGAGGCCUGGGCUGCUAUGGCAGGAGGGGCGGCUCCAUCUGCUAA
Messenger RNA from Haemorhous mexicanus (house finch), 456 nucleotides. Its product is annotated as feather beta keratin-like. Lineage: Eukaryota; Metazoa; Chordata; Aves; Passeriformes; Fringillidae. Gene Ontology annotation, molecular function: structural constituent of cytoskeleton. Bases 1 to 456 code for a protein of 151 amino acids. The transcript is spliced from 2 exons. Gene Ontology annotation, cellular component: intermediate filament. The record is from RefSeq and is a predicted model, not a curated record.